Messenger RNA from Colossoma macropomum (tambaqui), 3544 nucleotides. RefSeq lists its product as uncharacterized. Gene Ontology annotation, molecular function: protein binding. The transcript is spliced from 5 exons. The record is from RefSeq and is a predicted model, not a curated record. Lineage: Eukaryota; Metazoa; Chordata; Actinopteri; Characiformes; Serrasalmidae. The coding region runs from base 786 to 2783 and encodes 665 amino acids.
GUUGCCCAACGUUUGAUUUUAAAUGAUGUUUUCUGUCGAAUUCUGUCUGAUGUUUCUUUUCGAGUGCUGUGAGAAUACGUAGUAAAUGUGAACUUUAAUUUGCGUCCAAACAGACGGCCGCUUGUGUUCAGCACGUGCAAAACAAAAGCGUCGCCAUUUCACCAAUCAGUCAGCCAAGCAGCUCCAUCUGUAACUCAGAAAGUGCGAGAACAGAUUUUUCGCCUCAUUUCAGGCGGAGCAAGAAAACCAAAACAAACUUGUUUGAGCACGAAUGUGUUUCCAGACGCCCUCGUAAACACCGUCAUAUCCGGUGCGUAGGGGAAAAGGGAAGCGUGCGGACUGUUGUUCCGGCAUGGAGCCCCAGAAAAGCGAUGAGCUUCAGCUUCCAGCCGAGGAAAUUCAGCUGUCACCCGCGGGCCGACGAUAAAGCCGGGCCCGAGUCCGCCAGACGUGGUCCUGAGGUUCUAGCGGGGCGAGUUUGAGGGAGGCUGUGGAGACGGAGACCCGGUGAAGUCGCAGGGAGGGAUGAGGAGUUUGUUUGGAGCCGUGUCCGGCGCUCUGCUCUCUGCCUGAGUCUCUAAUGAUGAGCUGGCCGAUUUUCGGUGCAAGAGUCCAGGAGCAGCCCGGGGCCUGUGGAAACGGCCUCGUGUCAUUGUGGCACGAACUUACGACUCUUUGUUGCUGUUUAACUUAACCCAGCUAGGUAAACUGACCGCUCUCCCAGCUGAAGCAGGGCGUCCGGGGUCAUCUCUGAGGACCACAAACACACAGCUUCAGACAUAACGAUGAAUUCAGUAAAGGGUGGGACAGUUACUUGGAGACCACAGCCAUGGCACGACGCUGACAGCGGAGGUGGGGAACCCCUCUCCGACAGCGACUCGGAGGAAGAGGAUUUCCCAGAUGACACUACUACACCCCUGGGAGAAUACAUUACUCAGGGGUUAAAACAACUACUUGAUGCCCAGCAGUUGUGUGAUGUCACUCUUUUAGUGGAAGGAAAGAGGUUCAUGUGCCACAGAGUCCUCUUGGCUGCUGUUAGCCCAUAUUUCCGUGCCAUGUUUACCAGCCCCCUUGUAGAGUCUCGACUCGCAGAGAUCCGACUGGAGGAAGUGACACCUUCAGUUAUGGAGACAGUCAUUCAUUUCAUCUACACAGGGGAAGCAGGGCUAAGUCUGGACACAGCAGAAGACUUGUUUGUGGCAGCCAAUCGUCUUCAGGUGAUGCCCUUGCAAGAUCUUUGCUCCAGGUUCCUUUUUGAGCAUUUAUCUGUGGAGAACUGUUUAGGAAUGUACUCUCUGGCCCGUUCACAUCAUGACCAGCUGCUGCUAAGGGCCUCUCUGAGGCUGGUGGCCCAGCAUUUCCCUCGAGUGGCCCGGCAACGGGAUUUCCUCCUACUGGACCCAGGCACUUUGGGCAGCCUGCUGGAGUCAGACCGGCUGGGCGUAGAAUCAGAGACUGAGGUUUACAAUGCAGCCCGGCGCUGGGCAGAGCAUCGGCCGGCUGAACGAUACACUCACAUGCCCAACCUGCUGCGGCAUUUACGCCCGGGUCUGCUGGCUCCCGAAGAGAGCCGGCGGCUCAACAAAGAGCUCGGACCAAGGGCCAGCACUGAGGGCAUGGGUGGCCCUCUGAGGCCCAGGGAGGGCAUGUUUGAGAAGAAGAUAGUUUGUGUGGACCUUAAGCCUAGGGAGGACGAGGCUUUGCGAGAGAGUGACUACACAGUUGAUUGCUUUGACCCACGCACCGGAAAGUGGGAGAAACUAUCAGCACUGGGCUCGUUGCUGUGCCCCGGUUGCACGGCCGUGGGGGGCCGACUAUUUGUGGCAGGUGGCAUCCUGCGGACUGGCCAGGUGUCGUCGUCAGUGCACGAGUACGAUGUAGUGCUCGAUCAGUGGAUCUCGCGGCCUCCGAUGGUGCAACCACGUGCUAUGUUCGGACUGCUGGGCUCAGGAAAUUCCCUUUAUGCUUUGGGCGGCUGCAACCGUUCCGCACUUCUUGACACGUGUGAAAUUUUUGACCUCUCCAAAUUGACUUGGAUUCCGGGUCCCCGUUUGCCAUUGCCACUGCGCUGCUUCGCUUGCGCUGCCCUGCGGGGGCGUCUGUACUUGCUCGGAGGUGCCACGCUGGAGCAGAACAGGGCCGUGGUACACGCUGGCGUGUUAAUCUACCACACAGUCACGAGGACCUGGAGUCGCGUCAGCCUGGACUCUGGAGCCACCUGCCUGGCUGGAGGAGUAGCAGUGCGGGGUGGUGUCUGCGCCGUGGGUGGCUACAUGCGCGACGCAGCCAAAUUUCUGGAUGGUAAUUAUACCCAAUUGGAACCACUUGACGCCACAGGGCGAGUGCUCUUUUUCCGAGAAGGACGGGGAACAGGGGCGGAACGGGAGAUACUUACCGUAACGGAGCGAGCAGGAGGCGGCGGUGGUAGCGACCGUGCCCCCAGCCCUGUCGUUUUUCCAGGCCUGCCACGACGCAUUGCUGCCGGAGGGGUCGCAAGAUGGAAACGGCGGAUAUACGUACUGGGCGGUGAGAACGGCUCAAGGUUUUACGACAGUGUGUACUGCUGGAAGCCUGGAUGGCGCAGUUGGGUCCAGAGACGUGAGAAACUGCCUGGAGAUACUGGAGGAGUAAGCCAGUUUGGAUGUACCACUUUAAAGUUCCCCAAAAAACACAUCUUGGCUCGCCUUAGGUCAGCCUUGGAGAAGCAGGGUAAGGAAAAGAGACUUAGCCGGAAGACAGAUGACAGAGAGAGGCGGACCAGAAGGGCAAAUCAGGACGUGUGAUUUUUAUUUAAGGAAUAAAUCUGGGAUCUGACAUUUAGACCUGUUUAUGUUGAGUUUUUACUUCAUGAUUCUGGUUGUUUUGGUGAACACAGUUUCUUUGUAGGAGGUGUAAUGUAGCUUUUUUUGUUUUUUGUUUUUUUUUUUAAAUCCCCUCAAAAACAAUACCACAUUGAUAGCUGUCACAUAUGUUCUUGUUUAGACUGAAUUUUUACAUCUCGUAGUUGAUGUUGGUUGUUUUGGUGGUUGCAGUUCCUUUUGAAUUUUUCUUUGGGUGUAGACCUGAAAUGUCUUGUAAGCAUCUUUCAUAUGAAGAAUCGAAUUAAUGAAGAUUGUUUUGUUUAAAAAAUAAAAGAAUUAAAUUUAAAAUUAUUUAAAAAAAAAUAUAAUAUAUAUAUAUAUAUAUAUAUAUAUAUAUAUAUAUAUAUAUAUAUAUAUAUAUAUAUGCACCUGUGGACUACAAAACAACCAGAAUGACACCAGCUUGUAAAAAUACCGUAAAACAGGUCUAAAUGUUCAAAUCCCACAUUCUUACUUUGAAAUGAGACUGAUUGCAUUAUGAAGUUCAGAUGAAUUGAUUGUUGGUUAUUUUUUUUGUUGAAGUUGCACCUAAAUUAACUUUGUCUAAAUAUCAUUUUGUAUUUUAAUUUAACCUUUAAUACACAGGGAGGUCCCACUGAGGUCAAUCGUGUUUCUGCAAAUUUAAAAUUUAACAAAGAAGCACGUUAAACAGAACAAAAGAAAAAAAACAAGAACUAAUAAAA